GGACCAACGCUGCGACCAAUACCAAUAAUGUCAAUGGCGGCAAUAAACAUGCAACGACCGCCAUCAAAGGAAAGAUUAUCAAGGCCGAAGAUGAUAUUACUAAAGAAAGGACCAAAACCAAGACCGAACAAACUUCCACCAAAGAAAAGAUCAAUACCGAAGAAACUACUAUAAAAGAGCCUGUCACCACCUGUAAAACUACAACAAAGUUUAGAACAUCAACCAUCUUUACAAAGACGGUCACCAAAAAUCAC
This is a messenger RNA of Acaulospora morrowiae, 254 nucleotides long. The record is from the annotation of a GenBank genome assembly. NCBI's taxonomy places the organism in Eukaryota, Fungi, Glomeromycota, Glomeromycetes, Diversisporales, Acaulosporaceae.